This is a messenger RNA of Trichomonas vaginalis G3, 755 nucleotides long. Its product is annotated as organellar and viral DNA polymerase type B. NCBI's taxonomy places the organism in Eukaryota, Parabasalia, Trichomonadida, Trichomonadidae. The annotation marks the transcript as partial. The record is from RefSeq and is a predicted model, not a curated record. The transcript has a single exon.
AUGAUUUCAACAAUCGGCACAACAACAAUUCAAACAACAGCACCAAACUCGUUAGUCAUGAAUCCAACAUCUAUGUUAGUAGAAAUGAAAAGCUUCAUUCCUUCUUCAUAUACUUUUGAAACAGAAAUCCAGAAGAUAAAGCAAGAACUUUUAACAAGUAAUUUAGACUGUAGUGCGAAAGAUGAAACAAAUGAACAGUAUCUUUAUGAAAUGCAGGACCUCAUCGACCAUUUACCCAAACUACCUGAAAUCCAACAACAAAAACUCACUAUUCCUGAAUUCGAUGAAAUUGAAGUCAAAGCAACUGACUCAGUAGAAAUAAAGAAGUUCAUACGAAAGGUAAACUAUGAGUUUCUAGGAUUUCAUUGCAACCAUAAGGUUAUGGACAAAGAUUGCGACAUGGUAUAUAAGAACAUCUCUGACAUAUAUAAAUCUGAAGAAUUUAAGACCUACGACAACUUUGUUUCGUUAGUUGCUGAAUGUGUAUGGCAGAUAAGAGAUAAAGAUAGAAGAGGUAAGGUAUGGAACAAACAAAUAAGACCCGCUAUGUUUGAGAUGAAGAGAGCAAUUGACGCUUUAGUUGUUUUAGCUGGUUUUAUUUCAAUGUAUAACGCAAAAAUGAACCCGCAAUGUUCUAAAUGUAAAGCAGCAAUGAGGAGAUAUAACUACUCCGUCAAAGAGAUAGAACGUAUGAGAAACGACUAUGCAGACUUAAAGAAAGAAGCAGAAAAACCAGCAGAAGAUAAAAUGAACAU